AUGACUGUGUCACUGUGCUGUCAGCAGCUCUCGGAGGUAGUUGUACCACUUUAGUGAACCAAUUGUGUUUGGGACUCUUCCAGCUAAGCAUGGGAGGAUGGAGGAUGGCAAGAGAUGAGGAAAUCUCCUGGGGUUCUGAAGACAGCAUGCAGGGCCUGCAGGAGUGCAAGCUGAGGCUCAUCCUGGCAGGGAGGACAGGGGCAGGGAAGAGUGCCACUGGGAACAGCAUCCUGGGCCAGAGGUGCUUCUUCUCCAGGCUGGGAGCCACCUCGGUGACCAGAACCUGCGAGGUGGGGAGCUGCAGGUGGCGUCAGUGGCAGGUGGAAGUCAUGGACACCCCGGACCUUUUCAGCUCCCAAGUCUCCAGGACAGAUCCGGGAUUCCAGGAGCGGGCACGCUGCUACCUGCUGUCGGCACCAGGGCCCCACGCAGUGAUCCUGGUGACUCAGCUGGGCCGCUUCACAGAGCAGGACCAGGAGUCCCUGAGCGCGCUCAAGGACCUGUUUGGGGACCGCGUGACAACCCGCACCAUCGUGCUGUUCACCCACAAGGAGGACCUGGCCGGGGGCUCGGUGCAGGAGUUCGUGCGUGACACGGACAACCGCUCACUGCGGAGGCUGGUGGCCGAGUGCGGGGGCCGCGUGUGCGCCUUCAACAACCGGGCGGUGGGCGCGGAGCAGGAAGCCCAGGUGCAGGAGCUGCUGGGGCUAGUGGAGCGCCUGGUGGGGAACCACCCCAGUGUCCCCUUCACCAACGAUGUGUACCACCUGGCGCAGGCGCUGGUCGGCACGGACCCGGAGGAGCGGAGGCGCAGGGUGGUGCAGAAACUGGCUGGCCACACUCAGGGAUGGCUGGGGCGCAAGCUGCUGGUCUGGCUGUGGGCUUGGAUGCACCCCUGGAAGGUUUGCGCGGCCCCGGUGCUGCGGACGGUGUUUCUCCUGUUCUGCAGGCUGCUCCCCAGACCUCUUCGUGAGAAUCCAGAGAGCCGCAUCCUGUCAGGGACAGACACCUACCAGCUUAGCAAGACACAUUUUUUUUUUCCAGGCAGAGUUAAAGAUAAGCAGUCAGAAUUAUCCUCCUCACUGAGGCUCAUCCUGGUGGGCAGAUCCGGCUGCGGAAAAAGUUCCACUGGGAACAGCAUCCUGUGCCAGCCCAAGUUUGAGUCCAGGAUGUCGGCCCGGGCAGUGACCAGGACGUGCCAGGAGGGCACGGUCACAUGGAACAGGAGGAACAUCCUGGUGGUUGACACACCCUCCAUCUUUGAGGCAAAGGCUCAGAACCAAGAGAUGUACAAGGACAUUGGGGACUGCUACCUGCUCUUGGCCCCAGGGCCCCACGUGCUGCUGCUGGUGACGCAGCUGGGCCGCUUCACUGCCCAGGACAUGGUGACAGUGAGGAGGGUGAAGGAGGUCUUCGGGGCAGGCGCCAUGUGACACGUGGUGGUCCUCUUCACCCACAAGGAGGACCUAGGGGACGAGUCCUUGCAUGAGUAUGUAGCCAACACAGACAACCUCAGCCUGAAGACCCUAGUCCAUGACUGUGGGGGCAGGUACUGUGGCUUCAACAACCGGAACACUGGGGAGGAGCAGAGGGAGCAGCUGGUGGAGCUGAUGGCUGUGGUGGAGAGGCUGGAGGAGGAGCUUGAGGGUGCCUCCUACAGCAACGGCCUCUUCUUCCACACACAGGAGCACAAGAGAAACAGGGGCAGCACCUCUGGAAAGGAGUACAGGCACUACCUGGUCCAGGUAGAAGAGCAGGUUGAAAAGCAAAAGCGAGAGCUGAAGGAGGUGGAGAGUCACGGGCUGUCCAAGGCACUCCGCAGGGUGAAAAAGUGGGUCUGGUCUCACAUUGGGUUAUCUGCAUUUAUUGUGAUAUGCAUUUUGAUUUUUCUUGCUGUUUUGAUUAGCUGGGGUAUUAGUUGUUCGCACUAAACAUUUCCACUGACUCCUACGAUUGGCUUUUUGUUUCCAGACUCGCCAUCUCUAUGUUUGUAAGAUACUUGAUUUGCUUUUUACUUAGUGUCAGGUUCAAUUUCUCUUCCUUGUAUCAGGCAUGCCCAAGUGCUUACAGAGAAAUAAAACCC
Molecule: messenger RNA, 2083 nt
Organism: Phyllostomus discolor (pale spear-nosed bat)
Lineage: Eukaryota; Metazoa; Chordata; Mammalia; Chiroptera; Phyllostomidae
Exons: 4
Cellular component (GO): endoplasmic reticulum
Molecular function (GO): GTP binding
Source: RefSeq, a predicted model, not a curated record